Penicillium cosmopolitanum is the source of this 2133-nucleotide messenger RNA. RefSeq lists its product as uncharacterized. Gene Ontology annotation, cellular component: nucleus; CAF-1 complex. The transcript is spliced from 7 exons. Gene Ontology annotation, biological process: nucleosome assembly; DNA replication-dependent chromatin assembly. The record is from RefSeq and is a predicted model, not a curated record. Bases 1 to 2133 code for a protein of 710 amino acids. Gene Ontology annotation, molecular function: protein binding. Lineage: Eukaryota; Fungi; Ascomycota; Eurotiomycetes; Eurotiales; Aspergillaceae.
AUGAAGGCCUCCCCGUUGCUUAUCUCGUGGCACAAUGACAAUGCUCCCAUUUACUCCGUGCAUUUCGAUCCCAAUGGCAAGGGCCGCCUCGCGACAGCUGGAAAUGACAACAACGUUCGACUAUGGCGAGUCGAAUCGACCGGCGAGGAACGAAAUGUGACAUACUUGAGCACGCUCUUGAAGCAUACACAGGCUGUUAAUGUGGUUCGUUUUUGUCCCAAAGGCGAGAUGUUAGCAUCUGCUGGAGACGACGGCAAUGUUCUGCUUUGGGUUCCAUCUGAGCUGCAAACACAACCCGGACUUGGAGAAGACCGAUCGGAUGACAAGGAAACCUGGCGAGUGAAACACAUGUGCCGUUCGUCCGGGGCGGAGAUCUACGACUUGGCCUGGUCGCCCGACGGUGUUUUUAUCAUGACAGGGAGUAUGGACAAUAUCGCUCGGAUCUACAAUGCUCAAAAUGGGCAAAUGGUACGGCAGAUUGCCGAGCACUCUCACUAUGUCCAAGGCGUCGCGUGGGAUCCGCUGAAUGAAUUUGUGGCAACUCAGUCAUCAGAUCGAUCGGUUCAUAUCUACAACCUGAAGACUAAAGAUGGUCAAUUUACAUUGACCCCGCACGGCAAGGUUCUUAAGAUGGAUCUGCCAGCGAAACGUUUAGCCUCCAGCAGCCCUGCUCCCCCGGAGCCAACAAGCAGACCACAACAAAGCAACACAAAUUCAUUUGCUAUUGCUUCGCCUGCCCCGUCUACCCCAGGAACCCCAAUGGCAUCAAAUUUGCCCAUGGAUCCUCCCCCAGUCUCCCACAGCCGCCGUUCAUCCUUUGGAUCUUCUCCCUCCAUUCGUCGUUCCGCCUCUCCUGCGCCAUCCCUGCCAUUGCCCGCGGUGAAGCCUCUUGAGGUUUCGUCUCCCAGCCUUCUGGGCGGACUCGGAGUGAAAAACGCCAGCAUCUAUGCCAACGAAACUUUUACAUCUUUCUUUCGGCGACUGACCUUUGCCCCCAACGGAAGUUUGUUGUUCACGCCGGCUGGUCAAUACAAGACCAGCCAUGUGUCAGCGACGGAUCCUUCAAAGACGACAGAUGAAAUCAUCAACACAGUGUAUGUGUAUACGCGAGCCGGUUUCAACAAACCUCCAAUUUCCCACCUUCCAGGCCAUAAGAAGCCGUCAGUCGCUGUCAAGUGCUCUCCUAUCUUCUACACUUUGAAGCAGAGUACUCUACCUGCCAAGCAAAUCACCUUGGAUACAUCAUCCGAGGGAGAUAUGUUCCCCCCGUUGCCAGACUCGGUUGUGCCCGCUGCUGCGGCGUCUACCAACCAGCCAGCUAUGGAUCCACCGGCCUCCGCACCGGCAGGUAGUGAAAAUGCCCAACAAACUUCCAAAACAGCUGAAACGCAGAGCAGUGAAAGCACGGCGGGUCCUGUAUUCGCACUUCCAUACCGCAUGAUUUACGCCGUAGCUACACAGGAUGCUAUUCUAGUAUACGAUACACAACAGCACACCCCCUUAUGCGUUGUCAGUAACCUGCAUUUUGCGACCUUCACCGACUUGACAUGGUCAAAUGAUGGCUUGACGUUGAUCAUGAGCUCAUCUGAUGGCUUCUGUUCUACUCUAUCCUUCGCACCGGGGGAGUUGGGUCAGAUCUACACAGGACCUACGGGGCCAGCUUCAAGGGAUCCUACCCAAGUCGGCUCUGCAACCCCGAACGAACGUCACUCCCCUCCCUACCCCUACACACCUUCCGUCUCCCAUCAAGGCCACACAUGUACCACUAGCCCUGCUCGAUCCAACUCGGCUUGUUCCCAAUCAUCUCAACAGCAAGCGAAUGUGGUUAACAACCCGACACCGACCCUUGGGUCUGUUCCUCUCGUGACAGCUACUCACUCCGCGCAACCACUUCCACUCACCACCCCGCCUCAAACACCCAUGCCGACCGCAACCCCAAGCGGAACGGCGACUAGUAGUACAAGCAGUGUCCUAGGCAAGCGCGAGACCCGAACCGCCAGCGAAUCCGAGAAAGAUGAGAGCAAGGGUACCGAAUCCGAGGCUUCAGCCCAGCAGCCGAAGAAACGCCGUAUUGCACCAACCCUCAUUUCCGCAGGAACCGACCCGGCCUCAACGUCAAAGGAUUCCAAUUAA